AUACACAACUCGAAUGAAGCAAAGAAGCAAGUGUGAAACUUGACUAAUUUAAGCAUGGAACCUUUAUUUAACCCUCAUCAAUAAUCAUAGCAUCUUUUCAAUUUUCAAGAAAAGCAAUAAAAUAAUAAAAACUAGUCCUUUUUCCUUUGUAUUUUUUAUAAUUUCUUUGGGUUCACUUUUACUAAAAGACAAAGAAAAAACCUUCUUUUAACAAGUUCCUUUAAUGGGGUGAAAAGUUUAAGAAUCAAAAUCAAAACUUUGAACAAUGUCGGUUAAGGUUUCUCUUCUUCUACUUGCAACAAUUUUCUUUGCUCUUUUUAACUCGGCAGUUUCUCUUAACCGUAGCAGUUUUCCACAUGAUUUCCUGUUUGGAACAGCUUCUUCAGCUUACCAGUAUGAAGGUGCAGCACAUGAAGGUGGCAAAGGGCCAAGUAUAUGGGAUACCUUCACUCAUAACCACCCAGAUAGAAUAGUUGGCCGCAGUAAUGGGGAUGUUGCCAUUGAUUCAUACCACCGCUACAAGGAAGAUGUGGCCAUGAUGAAGGAUAUUGGAUUUAAUGCUUAUAGGUUUUCGAUCUCUUGGUCCAGAUUACUACCUCGUGGAAACCUAAAGGGUGGAAUUAAUCAAGAAGGCGUUAUAUAUUACAACAAUCUCAUAAAUGAAUUGAUUUCAAAUGGACAAACACCAUUUAUAACUCUAUUUCACUCUGAUCUCCCUCAAGCUCUUGAAGAUGAAUAUGGUGGUUUUUUGAGUCCUAAAAUUGAGCAAGAUUUUGCUGAUUAUGCAGAAGUAUGCUUCAGAGAAUUUGGUGACAGAGUUAAGCAUUGGAUUACAUUGAAUGAGCCAUUGCUUUAUAGCACUCAAGGUUAUGGAAGUGGAUCAUCUCCACCCAUGAGAUGCUCUAAGUCGGUAGCUAACUGCAAUGCUGGUGAUUCUAGUACUGAGCCCUAUGUAGUUACACACCACCUGAUUCUUUCUCACGCUGCAGCAGUAAAAGUCUACAGGCAGAAGUUUCAGAAUACUCAAAAGGGUCAAAUUGGGGUAACACUAAAUUCUGCAUGGCUUGUGCCACUAUCCCAAUCAAAAGAGGACAGAGAAGCAACGUCUCGGGGUCUUGCUUUUAUGUAUGACUGGUUCAUGGAACCCCUGCACUCGGGUACAUAUCCCGCAGUAAUAGUUGACAAAGUCAAGGAACGUUUGCCAAGGUUUUCAAGAAGUCAGUCCGUGAUGGUCAAAGGGUCCUACGAUUUUGUUGGUUUAAACUAUUACACUUCAACUUAUGCAGCCAAUAUUCCUUGCUCGCGUGGAAAGCCAAAUGUUUUUACAGACAAUUGUGUUAGAUUUACUACUCUAAGAAAUGGAGUUCUCAUUGGUCCAAAGGCUGCUUCGGACUGGCUCUAUAUCUAUCCACCAGGAAUUCAAGGCCUACUAGAAUACACCAAGGAAAAAUUUAGCAAUCCAAUCAUUUACAUAACAGAAAAUGGAGUCGAUGAGGUUGAUGAUGGCAAAAGGUCACUUGAUGACAAACCAAGGAUAGACUAUAUUAGUCACCACCUAUUGUAUCUUCAAAGGGCCAUAAUGAAUGGAGUGAGGGUGAAGGGAUACUUUGCGUGGUCACUGUUGGACAAUUUUGAAUGGAAUGCUGGCUACACACUCCGCUUUGGACUUGUGUAUGUCGAUUACAAGAAUGGACUCCGAAGAUACCGUAAAAGGUCUGCAUUGUGGUUCAAAUUAUUUCUCCGCAAAUGAAAUGGUCCUUAGUACUGGUUAGGAUUUGUUAAAAAGAGAUUGGAUUUGGAACAAAGUGUAUCCUUCUAAAUCCAAGUCAUAGCUUUAGGCCAUUGUAAGAUCUAAGCAGGACAAAUUCGACGAUUUCUGAUAACUGGCCAAGGAUGAGACUUUAUUAUCUGUUGGUUUGCCAACUUAUUUGGUAUCUUGUUUGUAUUCCAUAUUUCGAGAAAGAUAUUAUUAAGAGUCGUGCUAUUUAUUAGCAACAAAAAAUGUACGAAAAUGCAAAAUUAGUACUAACAAGAUUCGACACAAUUGGUUGGUCCGAGGUAUGUUUUCCUCGGUUCAAUUCCAGUCGUUUGUAUAGAAA
Messenger RNA from Medicago truncatula (barrel medic), 2099 nucleotides. RefSeq names its product beta-glucosidase 15. The record is from RefSeq and is a predicted model, not a curated record. Gene Ontology annotation, molecular function: beta-glucosidase activity. Bases 266 to 1750 code for a protein of 494 amino acids. NCBI's taxonomy places the organism in Eukaryota, Viridiplantae, Streptophyta, Magnoliopsida, Fabales, Fabaceae. The transcript is spliced from 13 exons. Gene Ontology annotation, biological process: carbohydrate metabolic process.